Messenger RNA from Boleophthalmus pectinirostris (great blue-spotted mudskipper), 4295 nucleotides. Its product is annotated as zinc finger CCCH domain-containing protein 8-like. The transcript has 9 exons. The record is from RefSeq and is a predicted model, not a curated record. Gene Ontology annotation, molecular function: metal ion binding; RNA binding. Gene Ontology annotation, biological process: negative regulation of DNA-templated transcription. Bases 308 to 1060 code for a protein of 250 amino acids. Gene Ontology annotation, cellular component: nucleus. NCBI's taxonomy places the organism in Eukaryota, Metazoa, Chordata, Actinopteri, Gobiiformes, Gobiidae.
UGAAAUAACACACGGGUUUAACUUUUGUGGCAUUGCUCUGUUUUGCCACUAAAUGUCAGUAUUUGUCCCGGGCUUACCACGCCCAUUCUUCCUUUUUUGGUUGUAGCCAGUGACGCAUUUGACAAACGCGGAAGUCGACAGCCAAACGUAAACCGGCAGCAGCGCUGCACAUGUAAACAGUCUUGUACAGCUGUGAAUCUUAAACUUUUCUCUUUAAAAUAUUUAGUUUUGUUUAGUUUUAUUCUCGGGACAAUAACUGUACAGUGUUGCCUUUUCACCUGUAACAACAAACACCUAGUGAUGGACAAUGGCCUUUUCUAAUCUUUUUACCAAGCUUCAUAAUGUCGACGAAGAAGUAAAGGAUCCUAACCACAGGAAUAACACUAUCAAUGGACAAGAGGGCAGCUCAAAGAGGAAACUACACACCACGCAGAGUGGCCCCUAUGUGAAGAGGCAGUGUCCUGAGCCUUAUGCAGCAGGUACAUCCAAUGCAGAGCAAAAUGAGGAACCCAAAACAUAUGAAGCCCAUAGAUUUAACAGGGCCAAUAACAACCCAAGAUCCAGUGUCUCCAGAAAUGCAUUUUAUAGGAACAACCAAAGGACUUUCUCAAGUGAUGACAACAAUAGAGGAAACACUAGCAAUGCAACCACUCAGAAAAAGAAGACAAUUAAAAACAAAAGGAAGAAAAAGACAGAGAGGGUGAGUGAAAAUGGGCAAAGAUACAAGAAUGCUCAGAAAGAUCAACAAAAUAAAGACCGCACACAGCCUCGUCAACCCUUCAUGUCCCAAGAUUUUAAGGAGCAACAUUCUCUGGAGGUGGAUGGACAUCUGCUUUGUAUUCAUUUCAUUCGAGGGAGAUGCAUCAAGGGAGAAGAGUGCCAAUUUGAGCAUAUUGAAGUAUACAAUGGUCUAAUUAAAGAAGCCUGUAAAUUUUAUAUCCAAGGAUGUUGCUUAAAAGGGAAGAUGUGUCCGUACCUGCAUGAGACUUUUCCUUGUAAGUUUUUUCACACAAAAGGCUACUGCAGACGAGACCCCUGCACGUUUCUCACGAUCCACUGACUGACUUCACAAGAAAGCUUUUGAAAGAUUUAAUACAACAGCAAAAUCAACUCAAAAAGAAAGCAGAAGAAGAGGCUUUAAAUCAAACUGAAAAUGUAUGUGAAGCAGUUGAAGAAAACACAACUAUGGACGUUGUCAUACCAUCUGCCAGGCAAAAUUUUUAUCAUAGUACAGAAACACCUGUUGAUGAGGGCACUUUGAUACCAGAGUCGGAACAGACAGCUGAUAUAACGGAGGAUGACAAUACGUUACAAACUGAAAAUAAUCUAGAGCCUGAAGAGUCUUUACCCUCUGCUUUGGACCAAGCAGGACCUGUGUGCUAUUCUGUGGAAGCCAUGCUUGGACCCAAACUUUUCAAACCAUGCUGCUAUACUGCCCCAAAAAGUCAAGAAGCAGCACUGUUUGAUCCAAAAACAACAGAUAACUGCUCUUCAAAUCUUAUCAAAACUUCUUUUGCUGUCGCCAGUAUUCUUAACACAAAAUCUGCUCCAACUUCAAGACUCCUACCUACUCCACCCAUAGCCCCAGCAAUAGUAGCAUCAUGUCAGUCAAAUAAGGAAAGUAACUUAAUAUUCAAUGAUAAAUACAAUGUGUCAUCAAGCAUAAAGGAGAAAAUGUUCAAGAAACCUAGUCAGGACUUAGCCACAUCUGGAUAUCACAAUAAACAAUAUAAAAAACCUGAUUCAAAACUAGCUUUUUGUGGUGCAAAAAUUGAGUGUGAACCUUUUAAUGCAAAAGGAGAAUUGAGAGUAGGAUCUAAUGCACCAAACUCAAUACUUAAGGGUAAGAAGGUUGCAACAGACUGUAAUAGCCAAUAUAUUACUCUAAUGGGAAGUAAUUGCCCAUCUCAAAAAUAUCUGACGCCUCACAUUCAAAAGACAAAUUUGGUGAAUACGAAUGUGGUUCAAAUCAGUCAUAUUUUAAAGAUAAACCUGCACUAUCUCUGAAAAAUAAGGACAAAUCCUUUAGCAAUUCUUUAUUUAAAAAGGAGAUGACACCCAUUCAACAAAGCCUGAAGGAAACCAACAGUGAAACAAGCCUGAAUGCCCUAUCAAGUACCAUUAAAAAUGUUGCAGAAAAUAGGCAAGAAAAUGUGGCUUCUUCCUGUAACAAAACAACAUCAAGAUUAAAUAGUCUUUUUGCAAGUCUUACUCCAGAUAUGGAUCCGACUUCAACGGUUAAGAAUAGUGUUAGUGGCACCACAACUGUCCAAAGUUCCCAAAGAUUUGAAUCUGACUGUGGCAAUCAAAAGGUUAGCAGUAGUAAAACCAAGCAAAAGGGAAUUGAAAGUGAUACAAGUCCUCCUGCCAAGAAAUUUCAUGCUCUUUUUGCAAGUCUCACUCCAGACUCCGAUCGAACACCAACUGUUAGCAAUGGCACCAGUGAGAAACCAGCUGUACGAAUUGCCCCAAAAUGUGGGAAAUCAGUUUCAGCUAGUAAAAAGAGCACUUGUGGUUCAAAUAAAGAAACACAGCCAGGUCGAUUUACUGACAAUACUCCAAUAAGUACAAAUAGUAAAACAGAUUAUCAUAGUAAAAUGUUGGCCUCCACUUCUGUGACAGCCAAUUUCAAAUGUUCAACUAAAGAGGAGGACAUGGAAAGUACUAAGAGUCUUCCUGCAAAACCAUUUCAAAGUCUUUUUGCAAGUCUCACACCAGACUCUGAUCGGACAUCAACUGUUAUUAAUAGUGUUGGUCACAAACCAGCUGUCUCAAGUGCCCAAAAAGUCAAGAACUCAAUUUGUGAUUGUCAAAAGGUUAACUGUGAUUCAAAUCAAGCUUUAAAACCAAGUCAGUGCACUGGGAAUACAUCAGAAAGCCCAAAUAAUAGUAGCAGUAGUAACCAUAUGCAAGUUGAGGCAAGUACUGAAACUCCAAGUAACAACAGUGAAGGGUUGGUCACCUCUUCUGCAAGAUCAGAAUUUAAAGUUACAAACAAGAAAAAUGAAAAGAAAUUUCAUCAAAGUCUUUUUGCAAGUCUCACUUCAGAUUCAGACCAAACAACAGCUGGCAAUAAUUUUAGCAAAAAAACAACUGUACCAAAUGCCCAAAAAGUUUAUCAAUCUAUUUGCACCAGUGAAAAGAUUAAUUGUGGUUCAAAUCAAGCAACAAAGCAAAGUCAAUGUCCUGGUAACAUGUUAGAAAGUAUGCAUAAUAGUAGUAAUCAUAGUGAAAGGUUGAUCUCUGCAACAACCAAUUUAAAAUCCUUGAAGAAAGAAGACACCGAAACUGCCAAAACUGCUUCUGCCAAGUUAUUUCAAAGUCUUUUUGCAAGUCUUACCCCAACUGUUACAAAAAGUGUCGGUGACAAACUAGAUAUUUGUGCCCACAAUGUUGAAAAAUCCAAAUGUCAAAAAGACAACAGUGAUUCAAAUCAAGCCAAGUCUGCAAAGCAAAGUCAAUUCACUGAGAAUUCAUCAGAAAGCACAUAUAAUGACAGUUGUAGCACUUAUGAUGAAGUGGGCUUGGUAACUGAAAGCACAAAAACUAAGGGUCAAAAGUUGAUUUCCUCAUCUGCAACGUCCAAUUUACAAAGUAAAAACAAAAAAGAUUACCCCGACAGCACUAAGACUCCCCAUGCCAAGUCAUUUCAAAAUCUUCUAGAAGUGGAUCCGACAUCUACUGUUCAAUCUCAAAAAGUUGAAAAAUCCAUCUUUGAUAGUCCGAAGGUUAAAUGUGAUGCAAGUCAAGCCACAAAGCAAAGUCAAUAUAGUGAAAGUACACCCAAAAGCAGCAGUAGCAGUAGCCACGCUGUAGCAGCAAGGACAGAAACUUUAAAUAAUAAUUGUCAGAAGCCAGUCUCCUCUCCUGCCAUGUCAAAAGGAGAAAACCAAGAGACUGAAAGUGCCAAAUCAUUUAACAACAUUUUUGCAGCCCCUCUUGGUGAAUCUUCAGCAACAAAUGACUCAAAGAUGCCUUGUUUGCCCAAUCGAGCCCAGUGUAUGGGUGGUAAACUAUCACAUAAUAAACACUCCCUUGCAUCUUAUACUGAAAAUAAACGGAUUGAAGAAAGUAAAAAUGAACCUAGAAAGAAAUCUGCAACUAACUCAUCCAAUGUGCUUAAUACAGCAUCAGCAAGGCCCCAACAAACAAACAAUGGACCUCCCAGUUCAAUAUUGAGGACACUUUUUCAGCAGCUGAGACCAUAUGAGCAGCAAGAACAUCAAGUCUGUAUAAAAGGCAGUAUCCGUCCAGGCUAACUCCAGAUUUUCUGUCAUUAAAGUAAACUUCUGUAU